Molecule: messenger RNA, 981 nt
Organism: Hylaeus anthracinus
Lineage: Eukaryota; Metazoa; Arthropoda; Insecta; Hymenoptera; Colletidae
Exons: 2
Coding region: 40-816 (258 amino acids)
Source: RefSeq, a predicted model, not a curated record
GAGAAUCGUCAGUUGAACGCAAAGUUUCAAUAUCGCAAGAUGAAAGCUUCAUUCGCCCUGCUGCUGCUAGGUGUGACUAUGGCGCUUGCCAUACCAGUGACAAACAUAGAGAAGAAGUCACUUUCCGACCUGGACCAGGAAAAAAUUAACCUGGAAGAAGCUAGCGACGACACGGACAGAGAGAAAAAGGCCACCCUCUGCCUAGACAUCCGUACUGGCGAACAAGGACCCUGUGAUCAGCAGUCUCAAUCGGCACCUCAAGUUCAGACCUUCAACUUCCAAUCGGCUCCGCAGCCUAUGCAGGCUAUGAGUGUGAUCCCAGCUCCUCAACUGAUUCCGCAACAGUCCUACGUGAUUCCUCAGCAGGUGGUUCCACCUAUCAACACUUUGCAGAUCGUCCAGCAACCUCAGCCUUGCGCACCCCAAGCGACCCUGAACAUCAUCGACACCAAGCCCGAGGAAGAUGUAACCGAAGCUCCAGAACUAAUUGAAACACCAAAGUUUGAGAUCGCCACCCUACCACCCACCCCCGUCACCGAACCACCUCGUCGAGAACCAUUGUCCGACUACGUCGAACAACCCUACGACGAGAUGGUCGUUGUCCCGCCGAAGCCUUUGGUCGUGAUGUCUGAACCAACAAUGUUCGGGAUCCAUCAUUGCCAUCAUCGUUCUCAACAUGGUUAUCCGUCUCAUGUCUCUCAGUGCACCUGCAAACAACAGGCAAUGGCUGCUGCCACGGCUGGCCAUAUGGGACCAAGUCACCUGCACUUCAUGGCGAUGAGGUCGAACCCUAUGAGAAAUUUCUACUACAACUAGGUGAUCGCUGACAUGCAGUAGAAGGAAACAGAUGCAACCCAUGAAAUCUGAGGGCUUCUGUGGAGAUACUGUCGAAGUGAUAUAUUGAAAAUUGCUAUGAGAUCUUAUUUCACUGUAUGCAUUUCUGCACAGUUUUGUUCGAAUAAAAAGCAAUACAAGAUGAUA